Messenger RNA from Racocetra persica, 164 nucleotides. The record is from the annotation of a GenBank genome assembly. Lineage: Eukaryota; Fungi; Glomeromycota; Glomeromycetes; Diversisporales; Gigasporaceae.
AUGCCAGGAUUACUUACUGCAUUUAAGUAUUUAACAUUUUACGCACUCAAGUGUACAAAAAUUGUAGAGGACGUAAUAUUGAAUGGUCCUAAACGUAAGGCCAGAGUGGCCAAAGUGACCAACAUGAAUUUCUUUAUUCCAAGUCAAGAAUAUAUUCCUUCUUA